AUGCGCGGGAGUGGGGCGCGUGGAGGAGGCAUGCGGGAGUGCGCUCGGCUCGAAAUAACCCGUCGUAUUUCGGUCGAGCCGCCCCCCGCCGCCGCCCUCGCAGCGCCGCCGGCGCAGCGCGCUGGCGGCAAAAUGGAGAAGCAGUCGAGGUGGUCGGAACAGCGAUCGGAGCAGCGCGUGCAGCAGCACUCUGAGCGGCGCGAGCAAGUCGUGCAGCAGCAGGAGCGCGUGCAGCGCACCGAACAGCACUACACGCGGCAGAUGCUCACGCAGCAAGUUGAAUCUGCUGGCGACCGCUUGCCUGUCACACUAGGCAGGCCUGGUGACCCUUCUCCUCCAAUCUUUGAGCAAAUCUUCAAAAAUGCUAGAUUUGCGCAAGGAGGAAAUGCAAAAUUCGAAGGAAAACUUAGAGGCAAUCCUACUCCUGUUGUAUCGUGGACAAGAAAGAAAGCACCCCUGGUAGAGUGCAAUAAGUAUAGUAUGAGCUACAACGAACAAACCGGCGACGUGUCUUUAUUAAUUAAGCAGAUAGGCCCAGGGGAUGAAGGCGAAUAUACAUGCACGGCUCGCAACCAAUAUGGCGAAGCUAUUUGUUCCGUGUAUAUUCAGCCCGAAGGUGUCCCGGUGCCCGCACAUCAGAGCUCGCAACAACAAAGCUAUAGACACGUCAGUGAGAGCGUGGAACACAAAUCCUAUGGUACACAGGGGUACUCCACAGAACAGUCCAGACAAACACAGAAAGUCUCUUACACCAACGGCACUGACUAUUCAUCCACAGAAGAUUUCAAAGUAGACACCUUUGAGUACAGACUUUUGAGAGAAGUAUCAUUCAGAGAAACUAUCACUAAGAGAUAUGUUAAUGAAAGUGAUAUUCACAUCAGCACGGAGGUUGACAAAACGCUUGGACCAGUAUCUCCACCUAAAAUUGCACAAAAACCAAGGAAUUCCAAGUUACAGGAGGGUGCAGAUGCUCAGUUCCAGGUACAACUUUCAGGUAACCCGCGGCCGCGUGUGACUUGGUUCAAAAAUGGCCAACGGAUAGUGAACUCCAGCAAACAUGAAAUUGUUACUACACAAAAUCAUACAACUCUUAGGGUAAGAAACACACAGAAGUCUGACUCAGGCCAUUACACUUUAUUAGCUGAAAAUCCAAAUGGUUGCAUUGUAACGUCUGCAUACCUCGCCGUUGAAUCUCCUCAAGAGACUUAUGUGCAAGAUCAGAGAUCACAAUACAUCAUGGACACUCAACAAACAGGAUUUGAAGAAAGAGUAGAAAUAAGUGAAAAAGCUCUCGCUCCGCAAUUUGUAAGAGUCUGCCAAGACCGCGAUGUUACAGAGGGAAAAAUGACGCGAUUCGAUUGCCGCGUCACUGGCAGGCCUUACCCAGAAGUCACGUGGUUCAUUAACGAUAGACAAAUACGAGACGAUUAUAAUCAUAAGAUAUUAGUAAACGAGUCAGGUAAUCAUGCACUUAUGAUUACAAACGUCGAACUCAGUGAUAGUGGUGUAGUCACCUGCGUAGCGCGCAACAAGAGUGGUGAAACAUCUUUCCAAUGCAGAUUAAACGUCAUCGAGAAGGAACAGGUAGUUGCGCCAAAGUUUGUGGAAAGGUUCAGCACCUUGAGUGUACGUGAAGGUGAACCUGUAAUUUUAAACGCCCGUGCAGUUGGUACACCUACACCACGAAUCACAUGGCAGAAGGACGGCGUUCCGAUAAUACCCAAUCCAGAAUUACGAAUUAAUACCGAUGGUGGGGCCUCGACGCUGGACAUUCCGCGAGCCAAGGCGUCGGAUGCGGCAUGGUAUCAGUGCACAGCCCAGAACGUCGCAGGCUCCACAGCUACUCGGGCCAGGCUCUAUGUCGAAGUACCAAAAGAGCCACCGCCCGAGUUAAAACGUCUGCACUUGCCCCGGCCUACAAAGAUUAUCGAGCCAGAGCCUGCGCCUGGACCUGAAAUCAUUUACUUGAGGCACGUGGAAAGGGCACGACCUUACAUUCCUCCAGGUGAGGAAGAUCGAGUUUAUCCUCCGCCGCAGUUUAUUGUGCCACUCAAGAGUAUUUCACAGAUGGAAGGUGGCAAAAUUCACUUUGAAACGAGGAUAGAACCUGUCGGCGACCCAACGAUGAAAAUCGAAUGGUUGAAAAAUGGACAAAGUAUCGAAGCCAGUUCUAGGUUUACAUCCAUAUUCCGCUUUGGAUAUAUUUCUCUUGAUAUGCUCAGUCUAAACAUUCAAGAUAGUGGAGAAUACACUUGCAGAGCUAUUAGUGCGACGGGUGUUGCGGAAACUAAAGCUGUGCUACAAGUAACUCCACGAGCAACUAUUGAAAGAACGAGUCAACAUCCAGAAAGUUUGCAAUACAUCCAACAGUUGGAGGAUUAUUCGAGGUAUCAACAUCAAGAGUCAAUAGAAGAACAAAUUUCACAGAGGCCUCAAUUUAUUAGGCCAUUGCAAGAACUUGGUGAAUUACAAGAAGGCAGAAAUGCUCAUUUUGAAGCACAACUGACUCCUGUCAGUGACCCUACGAUGAGAGUAGAGUGGUACAAAGAUGGCAGACCAAUUACAGCUAGCUCGCGAAUCACGUCAAUCUUCAACUUCGGUUACGUCUCCCUUAACAUCAUGCACCUACGGGCUGAAGAUGCAGGUUCGUACACAGUGAGAGCUGUAAAUAAAUUAGGGGAAGCCAUUAGUACUGCUUCUAUCAGAGUAGCUGCCAGGAGUACAGUUACAGCAGAUCUUGGUAUACCAGAACAGCGACGAUACAUUGAAAAGACUGAGCAAUUGGAAGCAUAUCAACAACAGCAACAUCAAAAGUAUUAUCAGGAAGCUCCUGAGAGUACGCAGCGACCUGAGUUCAAAACACCAAUCAAAGAUCAGAUAAAUAUUAAAGAAGGUGGGUUUGCUCAUUUUGAAGCUCGCCUUGAACCAGUAGGCGAUUCAACUUUGAGAGUGGAAUGGUUAAAAGAUGGACGUCCUGUAGAAGCUAGUUCCAGAAUUACUACAUUCUUCAACUUUGGAUACGUAGCAUUGACUAUAAAAUCCGUAACCAUACAUGAUGCUGGUCACUACACUUGCCGAGCCUAUAAUGCUUUGGGCCAGGCUACCACUAGCGCCAAUCUUACCAUUGUGACCAGGAAAGAUAUAAUUGCGGAAUCGCAGCAUCCAGGAGGAUAUGAGAAAAUUCAACACCUUGAAGAUUCUACUAGAUAUUCAAGACGCGCAGAAGAGGAAGUGAAGGUUACGCAAAAGCCUCGAUUUUUGGGACCACUUAAGGGCACUAAUAAAAUAGUAGAAGGACAAAGUGCUCACUUUGAAGCAAGAGUUGAACCACAGAGUGAUUUGACUAUGACUGUAGAGUGGUACUUCAAUGGAAAACAAAUCAAGAGUGCCAAUCGUAUUCAGACAUACCAUGAUUUUGGGUAUGUAGCGUUGGAUAUCGCUAGUGUCCGCUCCGAUGACACCGGUGUUUACACAGUUGUAGCUCGCAAUGCAGCUGGAGAAGCUCAAUUGAGUGCUUCAAUGACUGUCGAAACACGUUCAAGUAUUGAUACAUCAAGUAUUCACCGUGGCCUAUAUGAAAAAACUCGGCAUAUUGAAGAAUCCAAAUUUGUCGAGCCCAUGUACGAAAUAGAAGAAAUUUCUAAGUCGAAACCGGUAUUCGUACAGCCAUUAUCCGAUCCAGCCCCAAUAUCUGAAGGCAAAAAUAUUCACUUAGAGUGCAGGUUGGAACCAAUGGGUGAUCCGACCAUGCGUGUUGAAUGGUUCCACAAUGGCAGAGCUGUAACAGUUGGCUCCAGGUUUAGGACUUACUAUGAUUUUGGAUUUGUUGCACUGGAUAUUAUCCAUGCUACAUCCACAGAUUCUGGAGAAUACACAGUUCGCGCUGUUAACCACUUAGGUUCCGCUCACACUUCUGCUAUGGUCCGUGUUAUUGAGCGAUCGGAUAUUUUGACUGACACUCAAAAUGAACAAGCUGUCGAACAAAUACAAAUGCUGGAAGACGCGGCACGUAGAUCGCGCCAAGUGCAUGAAGAUAUAACAGUCAGGCAGGCACCUCAGUUUUCAAGAGCUCUACAUAAUAUUGAGACUGUGGAAGGAACUAAUGUACAUUUGGAAUGUAGACUACAGCCUGUUGGUGAUCCAGCCAUGAAAGUAGAAUGGUUCUGUAACGGAAGGCCAAUCAAAACAGGACACAGGUUUAGGCCAGCUUACGAGUUCGAUUACGUGGCUCUAGAUUUAUUAAGUGUCUAUCCAGAAGAUUCUGGUGUUUAUACAUGCCAAGCUACAAAUCAACUAGGUGAAGCAGUAACAUCGUGUGCUUUGCGUGUUAUUGCUAAAAAGGAUCUUAUAUUCGAAUCUCAACACCCCUCGGGCCUCGAGAAAAUUCAAUACUUGGAAGAUGCCUCACGUUACAAGAAGAGCGAGGUGGUUGAUGAAUCUAUUAACAUAAAACCACGCUUUAUUACAAAACCCAAAUCAAUUGAUAACGUUGUUGAAGGUCAUCAUGUACAUUUUGAGUGCAAACUUGAACCAGUUACCGAUUCGAACCUAAAAGUAGAAUGGUUUAAAAAUGGACAGCCUGUAACUAUUGGUCAUAGAUUCAGACCCAUUCAUGACUUUGGUUACGUCGCACUGGACAUUAUUGAUUUAAUUGCUGAAGACUCUGGUAUUUACACAUGCAGAGCUGUCAAUUUACUUGGCACAGAUGAGGUUAGUUGCAGAUUAACUUGCCGUAGCACUGCGGACAUAAUAAGAGCAACACAAAAUGAGGCUGGUCUCAACCAAAUUCAAGUAUUGGAAGAUAGGUCUAAAUAUCAUAGGACAGAUUAUGUCGAUGAAGUGACAACACAGGCGCCCAUAUUUACAACUUCAUUGAAAAAUAUUGAAAUCAAAGAAGGUCAGAGAGCCCACUUCGAGUGUCGACUUAUACCUGUUUCUGAUCCAACCAUGAAAGUAGAAUGGUACCAUAAUAACAAACCUUUGAAGAGUGGGUCAAGAUUUACAGAAACUAACAACUUUGGGUUUGUUGCUCUAGAUAUCAUGUCUUGUUUACCCGAAGACUCAGGAACAUACACUUGUCGAGCUAUUAAUGCUCUUGGUGAAGCAGUUACCUCCGGAAUUGCUAUUGUACAUUCUAGGAAAUCUAUCUAUUUAGAAUCACAGCAUGAAGGUGCUCUUCCAAGAUUGAACCAAUUGGAAGAUACUUCUAGAUAUCAAAGACACAGCGCUCAAGAUGAAACUAUAACGCAAGCACCUGUGUUUACUAUGCCUAUGAAGGAUAUAAGAGUUGCUGAGAACCAAGCAGCGCACUUUGAGGCUAGACUUAUACCUGUUGGGGAUCCGAAACUCCGAGUGGAGUGGUUACGUAAUGGUGUUCCCAUUGAAGCCUCAAAUCGUUUGACGACUAUGCACGAUUUCGGCUACGUAGCCUUGAACAUGAAAUACGUUAAUCCGGAGGAUUCUGGCACAUACACAUGCCGAGCUAUCAAUGAAUUAGGAGAAGCUGUUACUUCAUCUACUCUGUUUGUACAAUCUAAAGCUUCACUUCAGCUUGAGUCUCAGCACGAGAGUGCUUUAGAAAAAAUUCAACAGUUGGAAGAUUCUUCUCGCUAUCAACGUAGAGAAGACGUGGAAGUAGCUGUUAACCAGGCUCCACGAUUCAUAACACAGUUGAAUGGACCAUCGAAGCUUGUAGAAGGUCAAAGUGCUCAUUACGAAUGCCGUAUUGAGCCUUAUCCCGAUCCAAACAUGCGUGUCGAAUGGUACUUCAAUGGAAAGGUCUUACAAAGUGGGCACCGCUAUCGUACAGCGUACGAUUUUGGUUUCGCUGCACUAGACAUAUUAUCAGUGUACGGAGAAGACUCUGGUGAAUAUACAUGCAAGGUUAUUAACAACUUAGGACAAGCAACAUCGUCUAUUAAGCUGAAUGUGCAGUCGAAAGAGUCUAUUAUAAGAGACACGCAACACGAAAGUGCUCUCGAAAAGAUUCAGUACCUAGAAGACGAUAGUAGAUACAAGCGUGUAGUCCGUGAUGAGAGCUUUGUGGCAGAAAAGCCACAAUUUGGCAAACCUCUGAAAAAUGCAGAGGUCUCUGAGGGCAAACCAGUCCACCUGGAAGCUACACUCACGCCAGUGAAUGACCCUACCAUGCGUGUGGAAUGGUACUGUAAUGGCAGGCCUAUCCAACAAGGUCAUCGGUUUAAGACUACAUACGAUUUCGGUUAUGUAGCGUUAGAUAUUUUGUAUGCCUAUUCAGAAGAUAGCGGCACGUAUAUGUGCAAAGCUACUAAUGCUGUUGGUGAAGCUGUAACCACAAGCUCUGUGAAAGUAGAUGCUAAAGCGGGUCUUUACUUAGACACAUUAGACGAACAGCGCCUGAGAAAGAUUCAAGAAUUAGAAAAUUAUGAGAGACCUAAACCAGUUCAAGAAGAACAACCAGGCCAAAGACCAGUUUUCUUGACUGCUCUUACAAGUUUGGAAAAUUUGAAAGAAGGAGACCGAGCUCAUUUCGAAUGCAGAGUAGAGCCAAUUAAUGAUCCCGAUCUAAAGAUUGAAUGGUUCCUCAAUGGUCAAAAAAUAAGAGCUGGUCACAGGUAUAGAACAACCCACGACUUCGGUUACGUAGCAUUAGAUAUUCUGUACUCUUACUCUGAAGAUUCGGGCACAUACAUGUGUAAGGCCACUAAUAAACUUGGCGAAGCAGUUAACACAUGCACGUUGAAGGUUGCAGGGCACAGGAGUAUAAUAUUAGACACUCAGCAUCCAAAUGGUUUGGAAAAGAUAAGACAGCUUGAAGCACAAGGUCAUCACACUAGGAUGGAAGUUGAAGAACCUAAGAUAAGUCCACCUAGAUUUGUUACGGAGUUACGGGGUACUACCCAUGUCUUCGAGGGCCAAACAGCUCAUUUUGAAUGCCAGGUAGAGCCCGUGCACGAUCCCAACCUAAGGAUUGAAUUUUAUCAUAACGGCAAAGCCCUGCAAUCUGCCGCACGGUUCCAUAUCACUUUUGAUUUUGGUUACGUGUCAUUAGAUAUUCAGCAUUGUGUUCCUGAAGAUGCUGGUGAAUAUUCAGUAAAGGCCAUCAAUGCUCUAGGACAAUGUACAUCUUCGAUAUCAAUGACAGUAACCGCAAAAGGAAGCAUUAUAUCGGAAUCUCAACGUCCAGAAGGCUUGGAAAAAAUCCGUGAAUUAGAAUCUGCAGAACCGUUCAAACGACCUGAGAUCCCGGAACCUGUUACACGCCAAAGACCUGUAUUUACACAACCUCUCCAAAACAUUGACAACAUUCAAGAGGGUCAAACAGCGCACUUUGACUGUCGCCUUAUCCCAGUCGGAGACCCAACACUGAAAGUUGAAUGGUUCAGGAACGAAAAACUUAUUGAAGACAGUUCAAGAAUAACAAAAACUCACGACUUCGGAUACGUUUCAAUGACUAUCACCCAUGUUCGUGAUGAAGACGAAGGAGUUUACAUGUGCAGAGCUUCGAAUCUUUUAGGAGAAGCUGUAACAACUGCUGCUAUGAGAAUAAAAACUAAAGCAGCCAUCCAGAUGGACACACAACAUCCAGAAGGUAUGAAGAAAAUCCAACAACUUGAACAACCACAGCAAAGAAGACCAGACGAACCUGAGCGCGAGUUUGAGAAGCCAAUCUUUACUCAGGUUCUGACAGGACCUUCUGAAUUAUGGGAAGGCCAACACGCUCAUUACGAAGCACGUGUUGUUCCGGUUGGAGACCCAAGCUUACGAUUCGAGUGGUACAUUAAUGGAGUGGAACUUAAGAUGGGUUCGAGAUUCCGCACAACUCAUGAUUUCGGAUUUGUAACACUAGACAUCAAUUCAGUUGUAGCUGAAGACGCUGGUCUUUACAUGUGCAAGGCUAUAAACAAGGCUGGAAGUACAGUGUCGUCCGCAGCAUUAAAGGUUAAGACUAAGUCUACCAUUGUUGACCAGGCCAUGAGACCAGAGGCUUGGGAGCAAAUACAACUGAAGGAGGCUGCUAUGAAUAAAGUACCAGAAAUGUUUGUUGACUCCGGAGUACAACAGGCACCUAUUUUCACAACACAUCUUAAGAGCUACGACAAACUUGUUGAAGGACAACAUGUUUAUUUGGAGGCUCAAGUAGAACCACGAACCGAUCCUAAUUUGAGAAUCGAAUGGUUCAAAAACGGCAUGUCUUUAACUACCGGGUCAAGAUUGAAGAGUACAUUUGAUUUUGGCUUAGUAACUCUUUCUAUUAACAGCGUACGAAUUGAUGAUUCGGGAAUUUAUACUUGCAAAGCUACCAAUCUUAUGGGUGAAGCUGUUUCAACUGCAUCUAUAAAAGUUGAAGAUCGCCACUGGCUACUUGGUGAAACUCUUCAUCCUGAAUCUUUAGACAGGAUUGGCGCGUUAGAGCAGCCUAAAUCAAGUAAACCUGAAGCACCUGAACCAGUUUACGAAAUUCCUGUAUUUAUUUCACAUCUGAAUAAUAUUCUGUGUAAAGAAGGUGACAAUAUUCACUUUGAAUGUAACGUGGAACCAUCGAGAGAUCCUACGCUUAAAAUAGAAUGGUUCUUUAACAAUAAACCCUUGCCAUCUGGUUCGAGAUACAAGAGCACACACGAUUUCAGCUAUGUUUCUCUAGAUAUUACUCACACUUAUGAAGAAGAUUCUGGAAUUUACACAUGUAAGGCAACGAACAGCAAAGGUUCAGCCACAACAUCUGGUUCUCUAAGAUGCACCGGUGAUAAAAACAUAUAUUUCGAUACACAGCACCCACAAGGAAAAGCUGGAUUGGAAGCUGUGGAACAGGCUGAAGAGGCAAGAUUGUCGAAAUCAAGAAGAACAUCAGUACCCGAUGUUGAAUACCCCAAACCAGAGUGGGUAGUACCAGUAGCCCCAGAACAUCAGUUGAUUGAAGGCCAAGCGUUGCACCUUGAGGGACAGGUUGAACCUAAAAACGAUCCAAACCUUAAAAUUGAAUGGUAUUUCAAUGGAAAGGUUUUGGAGCAAGGUUCUAGAUUUAAGCUUACAAGUGACUUUGGUUUUGUAACAUUAGAUGUGACUGAUGUUUAUGAAAGAGAUAGUGGAAUAUACACAUGUAAGGCUUACAAUAAGAAGGGUGAAGCAUUUACAUCGUCAACAAUAUUCUGUACCAGCAAAGAAAACCUUAUUGAAAGGACACAACAUCCUAAAGGUACUGAGGGAUUGGAAAAGAUUCAAAACCUUGAAGAUUCCCUUCGUAGAGAACCAGGCCAGGCACCUGAUGAUGACACAGGCCGGCCUCCGGAAUUCGUUACUGUUUUCGAGGAUAUCGUUGACAUUAGUGAGGGACAAAUAGCUCACUAUGAAGCAUCUCUUAUACCUACCGGUGAUCAAAGUAUGGUUAUCGAGUGGUUCUAUAACGGAAAAACAAUUGAAGCUAGUCACCGUAUCCGUACUGUUUACGCAUUUGGUAUGGUAGUACUAGAAAUACUUGGAACUAAAACAACCGAUUCUGGUGUGUACUCUUGUAGAGCUACAAAUAGAUGGGGACAGGCUGAAAUAAGUGUCAAAUUAGAAUGUGUUGAUAAGAGCAAAGGACAGAAACCAAGAUUUACUACACAUAUUCAAAAUGUUGAAGGUUUGAAAGAUGGCCAAUCAGCUCACUUUGAAUGUACUGUUGUACCUGUCGAUGACCCUGAUUUGAAAAUUGAGUGGUAUCAUAAUGGUCAACCAUUACGUCACUCAAAUAGAAUCAAAAUGGUUUCUGACUUUGGAUUUGUAGUGCUAGAUAUAGCUUACACCCAAAAUCAUGACACAGGAGAAUAUGUUUGCCGAGCUUAUAAUAAAUAUGGCGAAGACUUCACUAAGGCUACAAUAACAUGCUUUGGAAGAAGCGGAGUUUAUCUUGACAGUCUGCAGCCUGAUUCUUUAGCUAAGAUCAGAGAAUUAGAAAGUUUACAAGGUAGUCAACAGCAAGCGCCUGCACCUGCAUCUGCUGUACCACCAAAGUUCAUUACUCAAAUUCAAGAUGUUACUAAAUUAGUGGAAGGCCAAAGUGCACAUUUCGAAGCACGAUUAGUACCAGUUGACGACCCUGAUCUUAAGGUUGAAUGGUUCUACAAUGGCAAAAAGUUACCGCAUGGCCACAGGUACAGAACAUUCCACGAUUUUGGUAUUGUUAUAUUGGAUAUUUUGUACUGCUAUGAAGAAAAUUCGGGCGUCUACGAAUGUGUGGCCACGAACAAAUUAGGCCGAGACUCUACCAAGGCUACAUUGAAAUGUACUUCGAAGGAGAAUUUAAUCCUGGACUCGCAACUACCGCGGGGCAUGGAAGGUGGAUUGGAGAAACUACAAACUCUUGAGGACUCAAUGGUACGCAGAAAAGAUGUCAAAGAGGACGAAGAGCGAGGCAAAGCACCAGUAUUCACAGUACCACUAUCAAACAUCGAUAAUUUGCGGGAAGGAGAAAAUUCUCACUUUGAAGCGAGGUUGACACCUACUGAUGAUCCUAACUUGAAGGUCGAGUGGUACUGGAAUGGUAAAUCUCUCAAAGCAGGCUCCAGAUUCAGAACAUUCUGUGACUUUGGAUUUGUAAUUCUUGAAAUAUCGCCGACAUACCCUGAAGACUCUGGUGAAUAUCUAUGCAGGGCAUAUAAUAACUAUGGAGAGGCUGUAACAACAGCUACCAUGAAAGUACAAGGUAAACGAAAUAUUAUUUUGGAGUCACAGUUGCCUAAAGGUAUGGAGGGCACCAUUGAUAAAAUUGCUGCUCUGGAGGGAUACACAGGCACAGUCGAUUCCAUGACUCCAGAAGCUGAGACUGGCAAUCCACCAGAAUUCACUACAACUCCUUCUGAUUUGAUUCUAUCAGAAAACUCAUCGGCUCACUUUGAGUGUCGUCUCAUUCCUAUUAAUGAUUCGAGCAUGAGAGUUGAAUGGUUCCAUAACGGCAAGCCACUUUUGACUGGAUCUAGAGUCAAGACCAUCAAUGACUUCGGUUUUGUUAUAUUAGAAAUAGCUGGUGUAUAUCAACGGGACGCAGGUCUUUACACUUGCAAGGCCACUAACCGACACGGAGAAGCGACAGUUUCAUGCAAAUUGCAAGUGAAGGGAAGACAAGGUAUUAUUUUGGAACCACAAUUGCCAUCUCACUUCAAAUCUGGUACCGAAAGCAUCCAGAAAUUAGAAGAAACCUUGCACAAGCGUGAAGAAAUUACAAUAGAAGAUGAAAAACCUAACCCACCUAAAUUCACAGUAGAAAUUAAGGACAACCUUGAUGUUGUUGAAGGUGGUCCUAUUCACUUUGAUUGCCGGGUAGAGCCAGUUGGUGACCCAACUAUGAGAAUUGACUGGUUCCACAAUGGCAGACCAUUCGCUACCGGAUCUAGAGUACAUAUGCUCAAUGAUUUUGGCUUUAUUGCUUUGGACAUUGAUUACAUAUAUGCCCGUGACGCUGGAGAGUAUGUUUGCCGCGCUACCAACAAAUGGGGCUCUGCAACAACUACGGCAAAGAUAACCUGCAGUGCUAAGCGCGACAUUGUAUUGGAAUCUCAGCUACCACAGGGUAUGAGCGGAGAGAAAAUCAAAGAACUUGAGAGAGGACGUAUUAGUGACGCGCCAAAGGAAGAACCUGUUAUAAACACUCCACCUAAGUUCAUUACUCAGAUUCAAUCGCACACGGUUGAGGAAUCGGAAAGCGUACGAUUUGAAUGUCGUGUGGAACCUAAAGAAGAUCCAAAAUUACGUAUUGAGUGGUACCGCAAUGGAAAACUUUUACCUUCUGGUCAUAGGUACCGUACAGUUUACGAUAUGGGAUUCGUUUCAUUGGACAUAUUGUACGUUUAUGCUGAAGAUUCUGGUGAAUAUGUUUGCCGUGCAGUGAACGAUAUCGGCGAAGAUUUUACCAAGGCAACAGUAUCAUGUAAACAACUGCCAGACAUUAUCCUGCAAAACCAAGUGCCACGAGGUAUGAAGAAAUCUGAAGCUUUGACCCAAAUGGAAGCUACGAUUAAGAAAUACACUUCCGAAAUCUUUUUGACUGAAGAUGACCUGUAUGAUGCUGAUAAGAAACAACCACCACGUUUCGUCACACAAAUUGAAAGUCAAACCACUUUAGUAGAAAUGGAAUCUACAAAGUUUGAAUGUCAGUUGGCACCAGUUGGUGACCCUAAUAUGAAAGUGGAAUGGUUUUUCAAUGGAAAGCCUUUGUUGCACAAGAACCGUUUCACACCGAUUUAUGACUUCGGAUAUGUGGCGAUGAACUUUGGCUGGGUUUAUCCCGAAGAUAGCGGUGAAUAUCUUUGCCGAGCUACCAACUUGUACGGUAUGGAUGAAACUCGGGCAAUUAUAAAGACAGCUGGUAAACCGGGUAUUGUCUACGACUCUCAAUUGCCCAAACAUAUGAAGAGUAUAGAAAAGAUAAGAGAAAUGGAAGCUGCAUGGCAAACGGUUCCUGAACAAGCGCCAGAAGAAUCUAAAGCUAGAUCACCACCUGUUUUCGUAAGCCGUCCAGAACCAGUAACUGUUGAAGAAGGCGAGUGGGCUCGCUUCUGCUGUCGUGUCACUGGACAUCCUAAGCCUCGAGUGAUGUGGCUUAUCAACGGCAACACCAUUGUUAAUGGUUCUCGAUACAAAUUGACAUACGAUGGAAUGUACCACUUUGACAUACCCAAAACCAGACAAUACGAUACUGGUAAAAUUGAGGUUAUCGCCAGAAGUUCAGCUGGCGAAGCGUUAGCUUCGACGGAACUAAAAGUAAUUCCGAGACAUGACGACUACAGAGGUGUUUUGAAGAAUGCUCCACGACCAUGGUAUGAUGAAACAACGCAAUAUCAGCGCUCUGAAACUGAGCUGGAGAAAACAUUUGAAGAAAGACAAGUGUUGCAGAGACAAGGUGUUAUUGAUCACAGGCCUGAGUUAAAACCCAAAGUAAUUAAAGAACCCGAAACAGAAUGGCAGCAAACAGUUAAGAAGAAGAAGAGCGAAGAGUACUACAACAAACUACAGGAAUUAGAAAAUGAACAAGUUAUUAAGGAAAGUCGCUUCAGAGAGUCAACUCACCAAUAUGCAAUCCCUGGAGAAAAAAUCACCAGCAGUUCUCUUGCUAAAGGCAUGGCUCAGAAAUAUGAGGACACUUUAGAACAAACUGAAGUUUCUGCUGAACAAGUACAGAAGAAGACUGUAGCAAAACCCAAAAUACCAGGACCUUCUGAAUCUACCGUUCACGGCAAAGAAGUACAUGUUGCUAAACAGAAACAAAUUCAGAAGGAAGUAGUAGGAGAUACUGAAAUUACUCGUAAAAUAACUUCUACUGAGACAACUGAAAUGGAACACAAGGCUCAAACGCAAGAAAGAGUCGUGGAAGGACCCGUGAAACCUAGUCAACCUCCAGUUUUCACCAAAAAAAUGCAACCCUGCCGAGUGUUUGAGCAUGAACAAGCCAGAUUCGAGGUUGAGUUUGAUGGUGACCCGUUACCAACAAUUAAAUGGUACAGAGAGAAUUUCCCGAUUAAAAAUUCUGCAGACUUCCAGAUUCACACUUUCAGCACUAAAUCAAUUCUGAUAAUUAGGCAAGUCUUUAUCGAAGAUUCUGCCGUUUUUGCUGCAGUAGCUGAGAAUCGUGGUGGAACUGCAAAAUGUAGCGCUAAUUUAGUGGUCGAGGAGCGCAGGCGCCAGGGAAGAGGAGGUGUUGCUCCGCCCAGUUUUACAUUAACUGCCCAAAAUGUUAAUGUGACAGCUGGUCAACUGGUACGAUUUGAUACAAAAGUAACUGGGACAAAGCCUAUUGAUGUUUAUUGGCUUAAGAAUGGUAAAAAAGUCCAACCAGACAUAAGAAAUAAGAUUCUAGAAGAAGACGGCACGUAUACUCUUCUAAUUCUCGAAGCUUAUCCUCAAGAUUCGGGAAAAUAUGAAUGUGUUGCUAUUAACAGCGCUGGAGAAGCACGAUGUGACGCUGAGUGUUCUGUUAAUGCUCCUGCUACCAAAGAAAAACCAAAACCUCAAACUAAAGCCACUAAUGCGCCUCCUGAGAUUAUUGAGCCAUUGAAAGAUAAGAUUGUUACCGAGGGUCAAGCAAUUGAAUUCAGUUGUAAGAUUGUUGGAAAGCCAGCCCCAACAGUGCAAUGGUACAAAGGGGAGAAACUGAUCAAACCUUCUAAGUACUUCCAAAUGUCUCGAACAGCUGAUGAGUACACGCUUCGUAUAUCUGAAGCUUUCCCCGAAGAUGAGGGUGAUUACAAAUGCGUUGCUUAUAACUCGGCUGGCCGUGUAACUGUAGCCGCAAAACUAAAAGUGACUCAACCGGAUCAGGCCGAGAAUUUACCAACUUUAACACCUCUCCGAGAUCUAGUUGUCUACGAAGGUCAACCUGCCCAAUUCAAAACUCAUAUAACAAGCAAAGUCAAGCCGACUAUUCAAUGGCUUCGAGAAGGUGCUCUUAUACCUGAAACCCCAGAUUUCCAGAUGAUCCACGAAGGAAACAACGCUGUGCUGCUGAUCGGAAACACGUACGAGGAAGACACAGGCACCUUCACCUGUCGGGCAACGACCGCCGCCGGCCAAGUCGAGACUUCGGCAAAACUAGUCGUCAAAAGUAAGACAUAGAUACAGGCAGCGAGCUCGCGUCGCGCACUUUUAAUCCAUUAAUGUAGUGUUUCUUUGUUUCAUCUUUAUAUCACUUUGAGAUCGGGUGAAAACUACUAUAUAAAGUUAAACUCAGAAAGUUGACAUGCGAGGAUAAAAUAAAUUAUAUGGCUUUAAAAUCGUAGCGGUUACCGCAAUAACGACUUACGUCCGCUUAAACACACCCCCACGAUCACCAUCUUGACAAUAUGACACAAAUGAUUUGAGUUUAGGUUACUUGUAAAAAGUCUUCACCUUAUAAAUUAUAGUUCGCGCGAAUUAUUAUAUAUAAUGCACAUUUGAUGUGUGUAGCUUUGCCGCAAAACCAUAGCGGUGAACUUGUUUUAUCAUGGUAUAAAAGAGAACAUUGUUUAAGAUAUUGCCUGCAUUUGUAAAUAUAGUAUACAACCUCCUUUUACCUUAUUUCAAUUUGAAAAACAUUUGACCUUAGAGACUGAAAAGGCCAAGUUUUAAGACCAUGAGUAUCACUUUCCUAUACAUAAUUUAUCUACAGAAGUAAACGAUAUAAUUAACUAAAAAACUUGUUUGUGUUCAUACUUAACUGAACUUUCAUAAAGUAGUGUGUUGUAAACUUAUUUACCAACCUUACCCAGUAAUUAAUGCACGUUAUAUCUAGGACACAAACUGUGCUGGCAAAGAAUGAACGAAAAGCCCUUUUUGAGAAAAGAGUGCGUUGAAAAAAUAACGAGCAUGCUCACGAUUUAUAAAUCGAUUCCAUAAUUUAUUUGGGUACAUUAAUGUAUAAAAUAUUUCUAUGUUUAAGACUUUUCUUUCAUACCAGAAUAACAAAAGUUCGCCGUUGUGUUAUGAGGACAGAGCAGCACAUGCAAAAUCUAACAUAAAUGCAAAUCGAUUCGAUUGUAAAUUUAACUCGUAGUACUAUUUGGGCGAAUUUCCGCAUCUAACAUCGCUGUAUAUUUAAGCUUUUUGUGUACAUAGUCUAGUCUUACCAAGAGGCAGGCGACCAAUGAAGAUCAUCGAGCGACGGCAAGGAGCUUCGAUAUAGUUGGACACACGUAACUGUGAUUAACAUGAACACGAGACAUUUUACGACUGUUUUGUUUUGCUUUUACCGCUACGAUGUUUACUAAAUGUAAAUGUAUACUUUGACCGAUUCUACUGUAUAUUAGAAUACAUUGCGUUAUACUUAAAAAAGACGCGUCUUCGAUAAAACAUCAAAUGUAUUUUUCACCCAAUACUCAUUCAUAAUAAUUUAUUAUAAGCCUGCUAUAGUUAAUGAAUUAUUUAUUUGGCCUUAUUAACCAUAAUCAGUUAAAACUUUUGAUGCUUUUUGUGUUGAGAUCUGUUCAGCUAUUCUGUAUAAACUCACUAUCGAGUUCAACAAUAUCUACAUCCGCUUAAAUACAUGUCUAUUGAACGUCACUUAUUCUAUUUACAGCGGAUAUUCAAAUAACUCGUUUAGUGAUUUUAACGAAAUGCCUGACUGACUUGUGAAUCUUAUGAAAAUGAUCUUGAUAUUGUUUGUCUAUUAUAAAGGUCAUUUCAUAUGAAUUUCACAUUAUGAGAUAGUUAUUGAAACUCGGACUUAGUACGUAGUUUUUCACUAUUUAUUUUGAAAUAUGUCGAAUAACAUGUCGAUACCAAAAUUAGUCCCGGUUUCAAUGUUUAACCUUGUCUAAGCAUGUAUCACUGUUUGUACCGUCCGAUUUAGAUUUUUGGCAUUACUCUUAAGUAAAUCACAGCUAACAAUGAUGCACGUGGGGUGCGCGCCCGUGCCCUCACCUGAUGUAACCUAACAGCUACGACUAACUUUGUCAGUGUCAUGGCGUAUCGUAGGGUAAAGUCUAUGUCAAGGUUUCCGAUAGUGAGUGACCCAUUACGGGCACUGGAUGGGAGGGGGAGGGUCGUUUUCGCGGGCCACAAAGUUAAUCGUGGUUGUUUAUCUCGCCAUGCCUUUAGAUCCGCUGUCAACUCUUCUAUGACAAAGAAACAUAAAGUUAGUGUACUAAGUCGCUCACCCUGCGACUCACCACUCUACCUAAAGUACGCACGUGCCUUGCCAGUUUCUAUGUUUUGACAACACUGCCGAUAUUGAUCACCUAAUUUUUGCAAGUACAAAUCCAAAUUGAAUGAGAUUUUAUAGUUUAACGUUACAGUGAUCUUUAACUUAGUUUGUUUUAAGUGCACGAUAUUGUUAAAAUUAAAAAUUGUGUUGUAUGUUUCACCUAAUUGUAUUAAGUUAUUAGGCGUGGCAGUAUUUUAUGACUAAAUGAAUUCUUAGACUAUUUUAAUAAUAAUAAUAUAUUUAUGACGUAAAAUUUUGUAUGUUACCUUUAUGUGAAAUCUGUUUAAUAAAUGCUAUAAAUUAAUAA
This is a messenger RNA of Spodoptera exigua (beet armyworm), 16937 nucleotides long. The record is from the annotation of a GenBank genome assembly. Lineage: Eukaryota; Metazoa; Arthropoda; Insecta; Lepidoptera; Noctuidae.